UUUUCAAGAUAUUGAAAGUUUUUCGUGCAUGACAUGUAUUUCAACAUGUUAAAAGUGUUUUAAAAUAAAUCAAUAAAACAUUCUUCUGUUUACAUUAAAUGUAGGCAUUCUUUCUUUUUCUGCCCAAACAUCCGAGACAAGAUGGCCAAGCCUUAACUGGCUACUGUCUGCAUAUGUUAAUGAUAAAAAAUACGCCUGAAACCUCGCAGGAAAAUGAAUUAACAGCUCGUUAAAUCUUUCGACUACAUGGCGACACGCACGACACAUUGUCGUCGCAUGGGUACUGUAGGUGAUACCUGACAUUUCCAUAAACCGGAAUUAGCUGUGAAGUGUGACUCGAGAGUGUCAUGGUGUGAGGGAUGCGGAAUGUUAAAAGUUGGCCUUACAUCAAGACACCUUCUCACGCUUUGCACCUCUUUUACUAGAGAAUCACUCACAAAUACGCAUGGACUCCGAAGGCGAGAAAGUGGCAUGGGUACUGUGCUGAUGUCACGUUCCCAUAUCCACAGGUUAAAGGUUUAAAUUAAGCACAUUCAAACUGCCUGCUAACAAUUCAUGCUUAAUGACAGUGGCCAGCAAUCAUCCAAUGUUGUAAUAAUUAACUAAUUUACACAUUUUGACCACAAAAUCAUUAUUACCAACAAGUAUUAUUAUUAUUGUGUUGUUGUUUCGUAAAAAUAAAUCUAUUUAUUUAAAUAGUCUUAUUAAUAUUCAUUUGUUAGAUAUGCUUGUUUAAAUUAUAGACCUAAAUAGAUUUUUAUAGAACAAAUAAUAUUAUCAAACUAAUUCAGUCUAGGUUUAUUUUAGUUUUUUUAAUUGAACAAAAUCCUAAAAAAAUCCAGGUCACGUGUUCUCUCUUCAAGUCGUACAAGUUGCAUGUUAACCAUCUGUGGAAAAUGGCAGAAGUGGUUUCAGAAUAAAGUAACUCUUGAAGUGAUGCAAAAAUCCGGCGCUAGGGGAACCUUAGGGCUUGGUCGUGUAAUUGGCUACUCAUUUUAAUGCAAAUCCAGGGGUUUUGAAGUCCUGGCUGACGUCAGAGGGCUGGUUAUACCUUUGCCACCACCACCUUGACAACACAGUCACAUCAUGUUUGAUUGAAGAACGUCAAGGACUACGUCGCGUGACCUGGAGAUCAUUUUGGACUACCACAGAUAAACAGUUAAAAGCUUGAUUUUGGGUCAGGCCCGAUAUUAAGUCAUUUUUGGCAUGGUGCAUGGCUGGCAUGUUGACUUAAAAAAGUCAUUUUAGGGGUUUCUUAUAAAUCAUGUACGUUGGAUAUCUUUUGGAUAAAGAGGGAAACAUGUAUCACCAAGGACCUGUGCGACGAUCUGGCAUCAGUAUUCCACCACAGAAUUUUGUUUCCACACCUCAGUAUUCAGAUUUUUCAGGAUACCAUCAUGUGCCAAACAUGGACAGUCACGCACAGUCUGCAGGGGCAUGGGGCGCUCCUUAUGGCGCACCGAGAGAGGACUGGGGCGCGUACAGCCUCGGACCUCCAAACCCAAUUUCUGCACCUAUGAGCAAUUCAUCACCGGGACAAGUUUCCUAUUGCUCGCCUGAUUAUAAUGCCAUGCAUGGUCCGGGGUCAGCAGUGUUACCGCCACCACCUGAAAACCUUUCUGUGGGUCAACUUUCCCCCGAGAGGGAAAGGCGUAACUCCUAUCAGUGGAUGAGCAAAACUGUCCAGUCGUCAUCAACCGGCAAAACGAGAACGAAGGAAAAAUAUCGAGUUGUUUACACAGACCACCAGAGGCUGGAGCUGGAGAAAGAAUUUCAUUUCAAUCGCUACAUCACAAUCAGAAGAAAAUCCGAACUGGCCGCAAACCUUGGGCUUUCAGAGAGACAGGUGAAGAUCUGGUUCCAAAACCGCAGAGCUAAGGAAAGGAAAUUAAUGAAAAAGAAAUUGGGUCAAUCUGAUGGGAGUGGGGGAUCAGUCCACAGCGACCCAGGUUCCGUCAGUCCCCUACCGGUACCAGGCUCACUGAGUCCAUCAGAUAUGCACGGUUCUCUCUACCCACCCCCAGGAAUGAACGCCUUACCAUCUAUGAGGAACAUACAGCAAGUUACAGUCACUCAGUGA
This is a messenger RNA of Triplophysa dalaica, 2080 nucleotides long. It is a transcript of the gene cdx4, whose product is annotated as caudal type homeobox 4. NCBI's taxonomy places the organism in Eukaryota, Metazoa, Chordata, Actinopteri, Cypriniformes, Nemacheilidae. The transcript has 3 exons. Gene Ontology annotation, molecular function: RNA polymerase II transcription regulatory region sequence-specific DNA binding; DNA-binding transcription factor activity, RNA polymerase II-specific. Bases 1265 to 2080 code for a protein of 271 amino acids. The record is from RefSeq and is a predicted model, not a curated record. Gene Ontology annotation, cellular component: nucleus. Gene Ontology annotation, biological process: anterior/posterior axis specification; embryo development; regulation of transcription by RNA polymerase II.